UCCAAACCCCCCUAUCAGCAUCGCGCCCACAACACUAGCAGCCACGCACCCGCUCAAGACAAAAAAAGUCCCAAUCAUGCUGUCAUCCGCGUCCAAGCUCAACCCCCUCCGCUUCAUGGCCCUCUUUGCUCGCCGUUCCUCAUGCCGCCUGUGCGUCCGCUGAUGAGAAUGCGGGUCAAAAAACGGGUUCGAUCCGGUGUUUGUCCCGUACCCGAACCCCCCAAAGCCGUAUUUAUAAUAGGGAUCCUGACCGAAGCCCAUCCCGGGGUUGGAUUCAGGGCCGGUGGUGUUCUCCCAUCCUUGGUGGUCUUUUGCACUGGUGUCUUGUCUGGCAUGUGUUUUCCCCUCUGGCGAGCCCUGCUGGGCUGUUGAGCUCUCGUGGGCAGCGCGUCGUUUUGAGGCGUGAGCGCCCCACCCCCCUGACUUGUAGAAUGAAGGGGGGGGGCCUUGGAAGGUGGUUUUCCGACGGGAGGAUAGACCUGAGGGGGGGCGGCCGCCAGCUGGGUUGCUGGAGUGGUAGGAACCCGACUUUGGGGCGUGGGGAUGGUGCUGGUGGGCGUAGCGGGGGUUUGUGGCGCGGGAGCGGUCGUAUCUGGCGCGGUUUGCCGGGUGGGAGAGGAUGGUGUAGGCUUCCGAGAUGCGCAUGAAGCGGUGGGAGGAGGAGGGGUCGGAGGGGUUGUGGUCGGGGUGAUGGAGUUUGGAGAGGUGGAAGUAGCUUCUGAAGGGUACCGUUAACAACCAUUGGGAGGGGGGAUAUGGUACAUAAGGGAGGCGGACUUUUUGAUCUCGGCUGGGGAGGCGGAGGGGUGGACGUUUAGGGUCUCGUAAUGGUCGUGGGUUGAGUCGUCUGGGUUGUUGCUGCCGGCAGCGGCGCGAUCAUGGCGGGAGGAGUGAAAGGGUCGGCAUGGUUGGGGGUUGUUGACAAGAACAUGGUGAGGAGGGUUGGCGAUAUGGCGCGGGAUCGCGCUGCGCGGAGGAUGGUAGUAACGGAAUGGCAUUCCUCAUCCCGAUUGUUGAAGGGGCUGUUAUGUCGAAAAUUGGUGAUAUUGUCGGCCUCGUGUAAGUCGAGACGUUGGGAAAACGCUCCACCUUGAAUUGGCACCAAUGACGAAAUGGAUGCGCGAAAGAACGGAGACUGAGGUCCGAUUGUGGCUUGUCACGGCUGUCAAACCUGCAAAUUUGUGGCUCUUGCCCAGCAAACGCCGCACUUGCCCCGCGAUUGGUACCUAGCUGCACGCCCUGCCAAGCACAACGGAAAAAAAGAAGCGGGGCUUUUCUGACUUGCCAUCACUUUGUAUCAGGCUUUUGGCUUCCUUCAACUCUCUGAACUAUUUCACAUAGUUUGAAGCAUAAAAUCACAUAGUUGAAUCUCACAAUGGCAGCUCAAGCGCCGGUAGAUGAGAUCGCGCAGCUCAGCGUGAGCGAUGCGGCUACCACAAAGCCCAAGCCAGGUCUUGAUUCGGCUACCGCCACCAAUGGCAACCUGAACCGUGACAGCGAUGAUUCCGACGACGACGCGGAAAAUGCUGCCCCGGGCGCUGAGACGGGGCCCGCCAAGAAGAAGAAGAAGAGAAAGCCGAAGAAGAAGAAGAAGAACCCCACGGCCCAAUCCGACCCCCCGCGGGUUCUGAUCUCGCAGCUCUUUCCCGACAAGGUGUACCCCAAGGGCGAGGAGGUGGAAUAUGUGAACGAGAACAGAUAUCGCACCACCAACGAGGAGAAGCGCCACCUCGACAACCUCAAGAAUGACUUUUACAAUGACUACCGUCAUGCUGCUGAGGCCCACCGCCAGACUCGCCAGUGGGCACAAAAGAACAUCAAGCCUGGCUGGUCGCUGACUGACAUUGCCAACGGCAUUGAAGACAGCGUCCGUGCUCUUGUUGGUCACCAGGGUCUUGAGGAGGGUGAUGCUUUGAAGGCAGGUAUGGGUUUCCCUACUGGCCUCAGUCUCAACCACUGCGCUGCCCACUACAACCCCAACGCUGGAAACAAGAUGGUUCUCCAGCAGGAUGAUGUCUUGAAGGUCGAUAUCGGCGUGCACGUCAACGGCAACAUUGUCGACAGUGCCUUCACCUUGGCUUUCAACCCCCGUUAUGACCCUCUUCUCGAGGCUUGCAAGGCGGCCACCAACGAAGGUCUCAAGCAGGCUGGUAUUGAUGCCAGACUUGGCGAGAUUGGUGGGUACAUCCAGGAAGUCAUGGAGAGUUACGAGGUUGAGCUGGACGGCAACACGUACCAGGUCAAGCCGAUCCGCAACCUCAACGGACACACAAUCCUCCCAUACAACAUUCACGGAGGCAAGAGCGUGCCCAUUGUGAAGAGCAACGACCAGACCAAGAUGGAGGAGGGUGAUGUCUUCGCCAUCGAGACCUUCGGUAGCACUGGCAACGGCUACGUGCACGAGGAAGGUGAGGUCUCUCACUACGCAAAGAGAAUGGAUGCGCCCAAGGUGGACCUCCGUCUCAGCUCAGCCAAGUCUUUGUUGAACGUCAUCAACAAGAACUUUGGCACCCUGCCAUUCUGCAGACGUUACCUGGACCGCCUUGGCCAGGACAAGUACCUGCUUGGCUUGAACAGCCUCGUUGCCAACGGGGUUGUGGAGUCUUAUCCUCCUCUGGUGGACAAGAAGGGUUCAUACACAGCACAGUUUGAGCAUACCAUCUUGAUCCGACCUACCGUAAAGGAGGUCAUCAGCCGUGGAGAUGAUUACUAGAGGAGGUUUGAGCAUCGUUUGGUUGGUCUGACAGCAUGAAACCUGCCAGGCCAGGCCUGAUGCCACAGCAAAACAUGUGCAAAGUCUGAAAUGACCCUGCUAGCAAUACCAUUCACGGCCUUGAGUUUGAUCUUCUAAACAAACAAGUCUUUAGAAAUGCCAAGCAGUCUCAACACUAUGUGAAUUAUAGACUGGGAUUCCACGCAAAACUUUCC
This is a messenger RNA of Podospora bellae-mahoneyi, 2928 nucleotides long. It is a transcript of the gene MAP2, whose product is annotated as Methionine aminopeptidase 2. Gene Ontology annotation, cellular component: cytoplasm. The transcript has 3 exons. The coding region runs from base 1376 to 2713 and encodes 445 amino acids. Lineage: Eukaryota; Fungi; Ascomycota; Sordariomycetes; Sordariales; Podosporaceae. Gene Ontology annotation, molecular function: metalloaminopeptidase activity. The record is from RefSeq and is a predicted model, not a curated record. Gene Ontology annotation, biological process: proteolysis.